Messenger RNA from Guyanagaster necrorhizus, 2183 nucleotides. RefSeq names its product MFS general substrate transporter. Gene Ontology annotation, cellular component: plasma membrane. Gene Ontology annotation, biological process: transmembrane transport. Gene Ontology annotation, molecular function: transmembrane transporter activity. The transcript has 16 exons. Lineage: Eukaryota; Fungi; Basidiomycota; Agaricomycetes; Agaricales; Physalacriaceae. Bases 297 to 1847 code for a protein of 516 amino acids. The record is from RefSeq and is a predicted model, not a curated record.
CACACCAUAAACCCCGAAAUGAAAAUGAGUGACUAAAUGAAAUGACAUAUCGAAACGUUCCUAUCGGGUUUUCAAUUGCCUUUCCGGCAGGAAGAAUCAUCGGCCCUGGCGUUAGAUCAUACGGUGUCGCUUUCGUGUGGGAGCGUACAAACCCCCGCACAGAGAACCUUCUGGGCUGAUAAAUCAUCCCACGGAUGUUUUUUCAUACAAAUGCUCCGUAAUGAGGAAAUCCUUCUCCGCCCUGCAGUCUACUUUAUAAAACACCCUAAAAGAGAUCCGCUAUUCACUACACCCUAAUGGCUGAUUUGCACUUGCACCCUACGCUAUCACGCCCAGUAGGGCAGCAUCUCCAGCAUACCGACUCACUUAUUUCCGUCGAAACUCACGUCUGGCCGCAAAAUGACCCCGCACUCGAAGACUCACAGAAAAAACCUGAGUUACCUCUUGACACCAAGGAACAAGCUACCGACAACCUCGAAGACGAUUGGGAACAUGAUCCUAUGAACGCUAGAAACUGGCCUAGCCCAAAGAAAUGGACCAUGGUGUUCAUCGUCUCGUUUUACACACUGAUACCGCCGCUAGCCUCAAGUAUGAUGGCGCCUGGACUCCCAGAAAUCGCGGCAAAAUAUGGAGUGACGGACACUAUUACGACAGCCUUGAUUCUCAGUGUGUUUCUGGCAUCGUUUGCUGUCGGACCUCUAUUCCUGGCUCCGAUGUCUGAGAUGUACGGUCGGACAUGGGUUCUACAUAUAGGGAACAUUUUUUCUCUGAUAUUCAACCUAGGUUGCGCCUUCGCGCCUAAUACGGGAGCACUAAUAGCAUUUCGGUUUCUCAGCGGAUUUGCUGGAAGUGCGCCGAUAGCAUGUGGUGGCGGAUCUGUGAGUGACCUGUUCUCGGAAAAGGACCGAGCUUCUGCUAUGUCGUUAUACACUCUGGGUCCGCUGAUGGGACCGGCGGUCGGCCCUAUCGCAGGUGGUUUCAUUGCGCAGACCGUCGGUGUUAAGUAUGUGUUCAUAACAAUUGCCGGUGCAUCCGGUCUUGCUAGUCUCUUGGGUCUCCCCCUCCUCCGUGAAACGUACGCACCCAUUAUCCGCUUACGACGCGCCAAAAUGUCCCCCCGCAUGUCUGCAUUGCAGGCGCCAAUCGUGCAAAUAUCGAAAUGGCAAUAUCUGUGGCUGAAUAUGAGUAGGCCGGUCAUUUUACUUACGCGAAGCUUCAUUUGUUUUAUCUUAAGUCUCUACAUGGCGUUUAUGUAUGGGAUUUACUACUUGAUGUUCGCGACCUUUGCAAGUUUUUUCAAGGAAGCAUACGGAUUCGGUCCCGGCAUCGGCGGUCUCGUCUAUCUCGGGUUGGGUGGAGGUUUCAUCUUGGCGACUCUCUUCGGUGCUCGCUUUGCUGAUCAAGUAUAUCACUACCUCGCAGAAAAACAUGGUGGUCAGGGAAAGCCUGAAAUGAGAAUACCUGCACUUUUCUUUGGGUCGUUAUUUGUCCCGGUCGGACUACUGUGGUACGGAUGGUCUGCCCAAGAGCAUGCACACUGGAUGAUGCCCAUCAUUGGUUCCGGGAUAUAUGGAUUCGGGAUGAUGACGACAUACCUCCCGAUUCAACUGUAUCUUGUGGACUCGUUCUCCUAUGCUGCCAGUGCUCUGGCUGCGGCUGCAGUGUUUCGAUCAUUAUUUGGAUUUGCUUUUCCUCUCUUCGCCAAUCAAAUGUUUGAUGCAUUGGGCCUGGGAGGAGGGAAUUCGUUGCUCGCUGGACUGGCAAUUGUUUUAGGGAUACCGUUUCCGAUAUGGAUAUACUAUCAUGGGGAGCAGAUGAGAAUGCGUAGCUCAUUCAGCAAGAGGUAGAGUUGAAAGUUGUUAGAAUAGGUAACUUUUGUUGUAUCAUGGAAAUCACUUUACGGCGGCGACCGGCAUGAUGUUGCCUGUAGCACUUGUUCCCAAACAACGCGCUUAUUUCGGCCCGGCCCUCAACUUGACCAUCUUUACCUUGCACUUUACUCUCGUGGGCAUUCGCUUAGAUGGACACUGAUAUUAUCAUGCUGGCCUUGCCAUAGUGAUAGUUCUUCUCCAUUGCACAAGAGUGCCCACCAGAUUUGCCGCCUGAGCUUCUUUAUAUCAUUUUCUGGUAUGCCAUUCCGAGUCACACCUUACUUAGAUAAAUGAGGACCAGAAAAGACGUGG